AUGGACGAUACCUCAGGUAGUGGCAGCAAAGUAGAUGAAACAGAAACAUCAGGUACAGAGCCACCCCCUGGGACUCCCCCAGUACAGGACCCUGGGAGCCCUCACGAUGGCGACCUGGCAGUGGGAGCCUGGUCUUCAGAAAGGGCUACGGCCACAGAGCAGCGUGGCGAGGAGGGCGAGGAGCAGGGCGAGCAUGAGGCUGGCAUGGAGCCCACACUGCCGUCAGCGGAGGGCCUGGGCCGCAGGGAAGAGCUGCUGGAGAAUGUGGAGCAAGGCGGGUUUGAGCCCAACGCCUCGAGCAUUGCAUCCCCUGCUACAACUGCAAAGCGCCCUCCUUUUCCUGAAUUAAUGCGUUCAGAAGAGGAGCGGCAAACUUCUCAAGACUCAGCGCUGUCAGAAGAUGCAGCAAGUGUCAUGGUAACAGGAACUGGGGCAGAGUCUCCUGGAAUUUUCCAGACUGAGGCGUUAUGUCUUGAUUCAGAACAGUUUUCUAGGAGAGUGAUUCAACGGGAAUACCACAUGCCUGACAUAAUAACUGUCAGAGUACAAACAGAUUCUGAUUCAUUUCAAGAUUUAACUGUAAAAAUAGAAAGACCUACCUAUCGUAAACCAUUUUUGGGUGGAUUUAAACAUAGUAUUACAGGAGUGGAAUUUCACAAUGCAGGCUCACAAACAGUACCUAAAAAACGACCUGACAAAGGGAAUUACUUGAUAUGCAUUUUUUUCCAGACUGUUUUUGAAAAAAAUAAGCUCCAACAAACAGUAAAUACGACAUCCACGCAGAUGACUAAAAUUGGUCUUUAUGUGUCAAACAUGACUGACAAAAUAAUAAGACCUGGGAAGUACGUUACGGCGGAUGAAUAUCAUAAACGUAGACUUGAAGCAGUAAUAGUAUUGCAGACCUAUUUCCGUCGCUGGCAUGCUAUAAAUUUAGUACAAAACAUAAGGGAAAAAAAGAGGUUAAGGCUGGAAUGGGAGGCACAGGAAGAGUUAAGGAAAAAAAAAGAGAAAGAAGAAAAACUACAAAGUGAGUACAGACGGAGACAGAAUCCUAAAACAAAAGAAGACUAUGAGCUACUUUACCGUGCUUUAGAAGUAUGGAGGCAGGAGGAGACUAAACGGAUUAACGAAAGUCUUUCUGGAACUGAAAGAAAGGCAGCCCUUUGUGGCCUUCUAGAACAAGAGGCGCAGCUGAUCGCUUCCAUCAACAGGUACAAACUGGACACGGACGAGGAGAAUCGACAACAAGCAAUUCUGCGCUUCCUCGGCAAGUGUGCACAGCCUAAGAGUUGGAAAGCAUUUGAUGGAAAAAUCACUGAAAUGGAUACACCGUACACGCUCCGUGCCAGAGAGCUACUUGAAAUCUACCGCAGCAUUAGCAUGGAUGAUAUCCCCAAAGAUGAGAGAAUAGAUGUGCUGCUGACACUCAGACGUACAGUGAAGGAACAUGAUUGUAAAUUAACACAGGAAAUAGUAGAAUUAAUUGACAGGGAAGUUGAUCUUACAAUGAGAGAUGUGAAAGAAUGCAACUUAGAAGGACUGAGGAAAAGAAUUUGUACAUUAUUUCUACAGUAUAUUAAAACUCCAAAGUUUAACCCUGAAGUUGCUAAAAUACUUAAGGUUCCGCCAGAUCCCUUACAGCUUUACAACAAUGUUAACUUCUGUCGGAGCUGCAAAAAUUACCUGCCAUCUUCUGAGUUCGCUGUUCCUGCCUGUUCACGCAGCAUUGGCCGGUGUCGUUUGUGCUGUAAGGUUGAUAACGAGGCUCGGAAGCGAGAGGCGUUUCUGAAGUACAGACUUAUGCUAAAAAAUCUCAGAGAAUCUGAAGCCGAUUAUCAAGAUGGUGCUAAAAUUGUUUACUUAAUUCAGCAACAAGAUAUGAAGUACAUGGUUGAGAAAAUAUGGGAUUGUCAGUCAGCUCUGAGUGCCUGCGAUGACCUCUAUGAUUUGGUUAUGGUCAGAUGGGAUAAGCACCAGGAGUGGUCUCCAUGGAACACUAUUCUGCUGACUAAAGAUGAGGCAGAUGCACAUCUUAAACUGUGCAACCUUCAGGAGGCAUACGAAGCUGUAUUUAUUCACAGAAUAAACCGCAAGCAUAUCCGGGCAAAAAAAUAUUUUACUCAGAUUCCAGGGAUGGCAUCCAUUUUACACAGGAGUGAUGAUCAGACUAAUACAAGUGAAUGUUUAAUAGCUAAGCCUAUUCCUGGUACACAAGCAUCAUUGAUAAAGGUAUUAAAGAGGACUGGACGCAACACAGUGACCCCCACUCGUGACCAGUCACCAGCUGGAUAUGACUCCAUUCACCACCGCUCUCCGGGCCCAGCCAUCCAGCCAGUUCUUCCCCCAGCGAAGAGUACAGCUGUCUACGCCAUGAGCUGCCAGCUUCUCCAGACACGUAACAAAGAUAUUUGA
Molecule: messenger RNA, 2412 nt
Organism: Tinamus guttatus (white-throated tinamou)
Lineage: Eukaryota; Metazoa; Chordata; Aves; Tinamiformes; Tinamidae
Source: RefSeq, a predicted model, not a curated record